Messenger RNA from Lampris incognitus (smalleye Pacific opah), 2156 nucleotides. RefSeq names its product ankyrin repeat and SOCS box protein 3-like. The transcript is spliced from 9 exons. Gene Ontology annotation, biological process: intracellular signal transduction. Bases 226 to 1785 code for a protein of 519 amino acids. The record is from RefSeq and is a predicted model, not a curated record. Gene Ontology annotation, molecular function: protein binding. NCBI's taxonomy places the organism in Eukaryota, Metazoa, Chordata, Actinopteri, Lampriformes, Lampridae.
CUUUACGCGUCUUGCCGUUUAUUUAUCCAGCCAGCGUUUACGCUGAACUUCGUCGCCCUGGCCGGUCAGGAGGCGGCCGUCCAAACAUCCCCGGCGCUCCCGGCGCUUCCUUGUUCCGAGCGUAAAAUCCUUCUCGUACUUUCGGCCUCUCGGCGAUUUACCGAAACGUUUGUUUUUGUUGUUUUUGUUUUAGCGGUGUGGGGAGGAGCGAGGAGCGCGUCCAUCAUGACCGAGGCGGACCCGGGCGCGGUCGCCGACGCUUACCUGCUCCACCGGGCAGCGCGGGAGGGGAAGCGGGACCUGCUGCGUACCUUGAUGCGCAACGGCCACAGCCAGCUGAGCACCGACGGCCUCGGCCGCAGCCCUUUGCACGAGGCGGCCGAGGCCGGCAACAUCGGAUGUAUACGAGAGCUCCUCAGCAAGUUUUGCUGCUACAGCGACAUGGUCGACUAUGUAAACAAAAAGGCUCUUCAGGGAUGCAAUGCGAUGUCACUCGCUGCCGCCAAAGGCCAUGUAGACAUUGUCAAACUGCUGCUGAAUGCAGGCAGUAAGAUCAAUAUCAAAGAUGGAGAAGGACUCACUCCUCUCCAUCACGCUGUAUCAAAUUGUCACUUGGAUAUGGUUAAGGUGCUCAUCAGAAAGGGGGCAGAUGUCAAUGCCACAAAUUUCAAACAUCGGUCCUGUCUUCAUGAUGCUGUUGCACUGGGUCUCAGUGAGAUUGUUCGCAUUCUGGUACCUCUGUGCCAUUUAGAGCUGCGGGACAAUAAACAAAAGACAGCCCUGUUUUUGGCUGCUAGGAAGGAUUCCAACAUUUGCUUGGAAAUCCUGGCUGAUGCAGGUGCCUGUGUGAAUACCCAGUUAGACGACUGCACAACCCCACUGAUGGCCGCAACAAAGAAUGAGUCCGAGGCUUGCGUGAAGACCUUGUUGAGGCACAAUGCCAACCCAAAUAUUGUUUGCAGCCGUUUAUGGCCAAAACUCCCCAUCCAUACGGCCGCCAAGUUGGGAAACGGGAAGAUCCUGAAAAGCCUCAUUGAUGUGACAGACCGUAACAUUGACCACAGAAAGGGAAUGGUAAGUCCAGUGUACGAAGCUGUGGAGAAUCCUCAGAUGCUGGACCUAUUGCUGAAGGAGGGAUUCAACCCCAACGGCCAAGACUGCAAAAACGUCUAUGACAUAGACUCACCACUCGCCUUAGCGUUGUCUUAUGCAGUGGAUGAGCUCAUUGACAGCCGUUCCGUUGAACUUCUGGUAGAGGCAGGAGCGUUGGUGACCAAGGACUCCUGGGACGUGUUUUUAAUAGAACCAGAGUUUCUGAGCACGCUCCUGGAGCACAGGCAGAAAGUCAGCAAAGAGAAGAAGAGGACGGAGCUGUUCACUCCCAAGGAGCUGAAGAAGCUGCAGCGUGUGGCAGCCAAACACGAUUCAGAGGCAGACGACUGGCUUCCCACCCUUCUGACCUGCGGCCUGGAUCCCUCUCUGUUCCUGCUCUCUGACUUGUUUCUGACAGUCGAUGGUAAGGUGCUGAAUUACCUGCUGGACUUUGUGAACUGGUCAACUCUAUCCCAGCAGCUAAAAGAAAUAAUGGAGCAGCGACUCAAGUCCAACACCUGGACACCACACCCUCACCAAGAGUGUGUUCCCUCUCUCUUCCACCUUUGUCGGCUACAGAUCCGCCAAGUGUUGGGUUCAGAUGUGUUGAUGAGGACUAACAUUGUGGAGAGCCUCCCUGUGCCCUCUCUAUUACACAGCUGUCUCCGGUUUGAUGACAUUUUACCCCCAUGAUGGAGCGUCAAAGCUUUUCAGCCAUUAGCCAAAUGUUCUGGUUCAGAUUGGAUCAUUGUUUAUACUGGGAAUAAAAGGCGGGGUUUUAUUGAAAUGCGUUAACGAUAAUGGUAUUGAUUUAAAAAAGUAAUAUAUACAUAUAUAAUGUUUUAUAAUCUUUACAUUUUUGUAAAAGAGUUGUCUUAAUAUGUCACAGUAUACAUACUGCAAGGUAACUUUCUGUGGAAGCUUGUGUUACAUUGUAUACCGUGCUUGCACGCCACACAAAUGAAUUCAUCAGUCAAGAAAUCUUUUUUUGGGGGGGAGGGGUCUGUUAAUUGCAAUAAGGAUUGCCUGUUUUCCAGACUACAAUAGAAAGCCCUAACAUUAGC